AUGGCAGAAUCUUUACCAACACUACUGAAACAAAGAGAGGCCAGGAGACAGAGUAUAGAAAUACCUCCAUACCUGGCAUCCUCAAGUGGUCCUCUAACUGAGGAACUUCAGUGUUCUGUGUGUCUGGAUGUGUUCACCAAUCCAGUCACCACUCCAUGUAGACACAACUUCUGUAAGAGCUGCCUGAACCAGUGCUGGGACAAAAGUGAGGAUUGCUCCUGUCCAUUCUGUAAAGAAACAUUCAGUAAAAGACCAGACCUCAAGAUCAACACAGCGCUCAGGCAGGUCGUGCAGCACUUUAAAGAAAAGUCUGGUGUGACAACAUCUGAAGUGCUCUGUGACAUCUGUGAUGAUAGAAAGCUGAAAGCCCUGAAGACCUGCCUGAUGUGUCAGAGCUCUUACUGUGAGACUCACCUGGAGCCGCAUCACAGAGUCCCACGAUUAAAAAAACACAAAUUGAUAAAUGCUGUUGAAAAUCUGGAGGACUAUAUAUGCGAGCAACACGAGAGACCUCUGGAGCUGUUCUGUAGAGAUGAUCAGACAUUUGUGUGUCCGAGCUGCACUGUGACAGACCACAAGAACCACAACACUGUUCCUCUGGAGGAGGAGAGUGAGGAGAAGAAGACUCAAGUGAUGAAGAUACAAACAGACGUGCAGCAGAUGAUCCAGGGCAGAAUGAAGAAGAUUCAAGACAUCAAACAUUCAGGAGAACUCAGAAAACAAAGCAUGGAGAAAGAGAAAGCGGGCAGCAUUGAGCUCUUCACUGCUCUGAUGCUCUCCAUUGAGAAAUGUCAGGCUGAGCUGCUGGAAAAGAUGGAGGAGAAGCAGAAAGCGGCAGAGGAACAGGAAGAAGAGCCCAUUGAAGAGCUGCAGCAGGAGCAGCUCUCACACACUGAAGAUCACCUCCAACUCAUACAGGUUUACCCAUCCAUAUGCAGACCUUUCAACACUAAGCAGUGGACUGAUAUCAGUGUUAACACUCCUGUGAGUCUGAACACCAUCAGAGCAGCUCUGACUGAGCUGCAGCAGACUCUAGAUGAGAAACUCAGUGAAACCGAGCUUAAGAGGAUGCGCUUAUAUGCAGUGGAUGUGACUCUGGAUCCUGAUACUGCUCAGCCUGAACUCAUCCUGUCUGAUGAUGGAAAACAAGUGAGCAAUGGAGACAUUAAGCAUGACGUCCCAGACAACCUGAAGAGAUUUGAUCAUUGCAUCUUUAUACUGGGAAAGGAAGUAUUCUCCUCAGGGAGAUUUUAUUUUGAAGUGCAGGUGAUGAAGAAGACUGCUUGGAAUUUAGGAGUGGCCAGAGAAUCUGUCACAAGGAAAGGGAGAAUCACUCUGAGACCUCAGAAUGGAUACUGGGCUAUACGACUGAGAAAUGGGAAUAAAUACAAGGCACUUGUAAAUUCCAUGUCUGUACUCUCUCCGAGAGUGAAGCCCCAGAAGGUGGGGGUGUUUGUGGAUUAUGAGGAAGGUUUGGUCUCCUUUUAUGACGUGGAGACAAGGUCUCAUAUCUACUCUUUCACUGGCCAGACCUUUAAUGGGAAACGCUAUCCAUAUUUUUGCCCAGCAUUAAACAACGAUGGUAAAAACUCUGACCCAUUGAUCAUCUCACCUGUCAAUUAAUGAAUAAAUGUGCAGCCCAUAUAUGAAAAAAACAGUAUCAAUAGAAAAUAGUCUUUUAUUAUAUACAUUUGAGAAAUAUCACAGGGGCAACCAUGAUGCUGGUCUGUCUGACAUGUCUGUAGGCAGGAGUGCCACAUGUAUCAAAACCAUGCUCAUAUUCAGACCAAGAGCAUGACUGUGUGAUAUUGCUUUUAUACA
Messenger RNA from Sinocyclocheilus anshuiensis, 1821 nucleotides. RefSeq names its product E3 ubiquitin-protein ligase TRIM39-like. The record is from RefSeq and is a predicted model, not a curated record. The coding region runs from base 1 to 1623 and encodes 540 amino acids. The transcript has 7 exons. NCBI's taxonomy places the organism in Eukaryota, Metazoa, Chordata, Actinopteri, Cypriniformes, Cyprinidae. Gene Ontology annotation, molecular function: protein binding; zinc ion binding.